AAAAAUCCGUAAUCUGUGGUAUGGAGCGCGCCUGGAGAUGCAUGGCACGACGGAUGUGUCGCAAGCGGCCCCCCAGCACCAUGGCGAGGGUGUUGGGGUAGACGGAGGCUUCUAUGCCAAUGUAAUGCCUUACUUUCGCAAGCGGGGCUCUGCGGGAGUGGACCUGAAAUUCCCUAGCUACUCGUGGGAACUAUAUGGAUGAAUCUACACAAUGUACAAUUGGGGAAACCGGGAAUGAAAACGGGGAAACGAUAGAGGUAUUAGAAAAAACAAAGAGAGUAGGAGAACCGAUAACAGAGAACGAAGAAGGCAAGCACGUUGAAGGGAGACCUUUCGAAAAAUCGAACUUGAUGAGGAGAUCGCCAAUACAAAAUACUCCAAAGAAGCAGAUAGUAGUAAGGAAAAGCGAAGCAUUCGACGAGGUGUUUCAUACGCCCAAAGGAGGAGAAACUGAAGUGUUAAAGGCGAAAAACCGUGAAGCAGGAAAUACAGACGAUGAACACAACUGGGAAGAUGAGGACAUCGAGACUAGUCCAUGCUUUAAACUUCAGGAAAGUAAAGAAAAGCGGAAAAGAUCUGGAUCUACACCAAGAGAGAAUAAGAAAAAGCACGAGGAUAAGCUUACCAGUAUUAAAAGGUCAAUGAAAAGCGCGCUAAAGAAGACCGAGGGACUAAACAAGAUACUAAGUAACACACCGAAAACAAAAGUAGAAAUGAGAACAUGCAUAAAAGAACUAAUAACUAUAAUGAAAACACUUGGUAACAAAAUAGAAGAGUACGAGGAGGGCACUACUCCGAAAGAAGGAACCACAGAAACAGCAACAACACAGACGAUUAUUAAAACUACGAGAAGCAUUGGUGUGCAGGUCACAGAAGAAGUUCUAAACGAAGCAGAAAAAAAGCUACAAGACCAACUUAAAGCAGCAGAGAUUAGAGGAAAAAUGAAGAACCUCAAGGCAGAGAACGACCUUUGGGCGCUAACAGAGGAAGAAUGGCCGGAAGAGGCAUACAAAAAGACUAAACUAACAACUGAAAGCAUAUUGCCAGAAGGGGAUGUAGCGAUGUACCUUGAAACUAAUCAAACAGAAGGUAUUUCGAGGAAACUUAUGGACAAAUACCCUGAACUAGAGAGCACAGAACCAGAAAUAGACGCGAAAGGCAAACUAGCAUACAUGGUUGUCACAACCAGAAUUCCAAACAAGGGAGAAAUUAAAACGACAGAAAAGUUUGUUUUUAAAAUAAUGCCUACGGACACAGCUAUAGAAACAACAAGAAACAACGAUGUGAAAUUCUCAACUGCAAUAAACUACUUCGUGGAAGAAGCCACCAAACUAGGAAGAAACAAAAUAUCUUUAACACUACCAGAAGAAACAAACUUAGAUACGGCGAGAAAGCUGGUCGAGGUGGCUGCCCAAGACGCAGAAGUGAGCAUAGACAUUCUCCACACUCAAAUUAUACCAAAAACCAAGGCAAACAGAACAGAGGACAGAGGAGUAGUAAUUAUAAAGAAAAGGGAAGGAAAGUCAUAUGCGGACUUACUAAAAGAAGUCAAGGAUGGAGUCAGCAGUGCAGAUGUUGAAAUAGACAGCGUGCGACAGACACGAGAAGGCGGAGUACUAAUAAAAGUAAAAGGAGGCAUAGAUAGGGCGAACAAGAUCAAAGAUAUUAUUAAGGGAACACCAGCAAACAUAACAGACGUGGUGACAAGAUCUGGAGGCAAAACAAAAACGAUACACAUCUUUGGUCUUGAUAUGAUCACCAGCAAGGAGGAGAUAAUAAUGGCCAUACAGAGCCAAACGAAAACUGAAAACACAGAAGAAAUAGUUGUGAAAUCUAUCAGACCCACAGUUGCAGGCGGACAAAAUGCAACAGUCGAGCUGCAAGCUCGUAUCGCCGAAAACUUACUAAGAACUGGGGCCUUAAAGGUGGGCUGGAUGAGCCUCUCCAUCAAGGAAAGAAUAAAUCUGCAGCGAUGUUUUAGAUGCCAACAAAUAGGCCACGUAAGGGAGAACUGUCGAGGUGAAGACAGAACAAACGACUGUCUGAGGUGCGGCAAAACCGGCCACACAAUUAGAGAAUGCCCUAAAGACAAUGAGGAAUACUGCCACAACUGCAAAGAAGCUGGCCACAGAAAUAGCAAUAUGAGGUGCCCAAUAUACAAAAGACUCAUAGAGGAGGCCAGAAAAAAGGAAGCCAGACAGAGACUACCCAGCACUUUCUAACCAAGUAACAACAGCAGCGAACAACAACUACACAAGCAAACAACAACAAAAAACACACAAGCACCAAGGAAAAGAGGGAAAUGCAAAGGAUACGUAUUUUACAAACAAAUCUUGGAAGAACCAGGGCAGCACACGAUGCAGCCUACUCUACAGCAUCAGAAAUUGACGCCGAUAUAAUAAUCGUCAGCGAACCCAACAAAAAAAUCUGCGCAAAAAGAGGCUGGUUUGUCGAUAAUCUAAAAAACGUCGCUGUUUACAUAAAAAAUAACCGUAUUUGCAUUAAAAAAAUAAACUCCUACGACCACUACCUGACAGUUACAUUUCCAGGCUUCACAUUGUACGCAGUCUACCUUUCACCAAAUAUACCCUAUCAGGACUACACAAAUAGCAUCGACAACAUCAUGGAAAACGCCAGACACUGCCAGACAGAGCUAGUUAUCGCAGGUGACUUCAACGCCAAAUCGGCCGAAUGGGGAUCGCCUGUAACUGAUAGAAGGGGAACAUUAUUUAUGGAAUGGAUUACAACACUAAACCUCAAUGUACUUAACAGAGGCGACAAACCCACCUUUGUGAGAGGAGCUUCAAAAUCCUUCAUCGAUGUCACAUGUGCCAGUCAGGAAAUAUGUAAAUCAAUAGGCAGCUGGCAAGUACUAGAAGACGAGACACUAACACAACACAAAUUCAUAGAAUACACUAUUGAUGGAAAACCAACAAAAGAUCGUAGAAACCCCGCCACCGUAGACUGGGAAGCUUGCAGGGCCCUUAUUGACUGGCACACAAAAGAAAGAGAAACCGUGGACAUAGACGAAUACAGUGAUAUUACUAACAAAAUAUGGAAAGGGAGCAUUGUAAGGAACAAAGCAGGCAGAGGGACACCCUAUUGGUGGACAGCUGAUAUUGCAAAUAAAAGGCGCGAGUGCAUAAGAAACAGACGAACUGCUUGCAGAAUACGCACAAAUAGAAGACACAGCACAAGAGAGAUCGAAACUGCAGAAAAUACCUACAAAGCAUCGAAGACAGAGCUAAAAAAACUAAUAUUCACUUCAAAAAAGAAACUCUGGCAGGAAUUACUGCAGCAACUUGAAAACGACAUAUGGGGGGAUGGCUAUAGAAUUGUAAUGAAGCAGCUUAGAGCUUACAUCCCGUAUGCACUACCCAGGGAGGAGAAGCUCAAAAUUGUUCAUGAACUAUUUCCUAAAGGCACAAAUAUGAAUAUCAGAAGAGAAACCAGUGCAGAAGUCAACAUGUUUAGCGCAGAAGAGCUAUCGAAAUGCUUAAACGCCCUCAAAAAUAAAAAAUCCCCGGGAAUAGACGGUAUACCCCCAGAACUUGUCAAACUAAUAGGCAAGGAAAAGCCGAACUGGCUCUUAGGGUUUCUCAACGAACUCCUGACCCUACAAAUCUUCCCCAGCGCAUGGAAAAUAGCGAAGCUGGUCUUGAUACCAAAGAGCAACGUACAAACCGAUCCAAAUAGUACGAAAUACAGACCAAUCUGCCUACUAAACACUAUAAGUAAAGUUUACGAAGCGCUAAUCAAGGGCAGACUAGAAGCAUACCUGGACGAAGAAGGAGGGAUAUGCGAGGAACAGUACGGAUUCCGCAGGAAAAAAUCAACUAUUCAAGCCAUAGAGAAGGUCAUCUCUCUGACACGGGUAGAAAAUGAAAAAAAAUGGGGACUGCUAAUUACUUUAGACGUAAAAAAUGCCUUCAACAGUGCUUCAUGGGACAAAAUCAAAAAAUGUCUGGCGAGACUAAACAUCCCACAAUACUUGCAAAACAUAAUAGAUGACUAUCUACACGACAGGGGUAUAACUAUCGGCAAUAAAGAGGUCGUAAAUAUCACAGCAGGCGUCCCUCAGGGAUCGGUCCUUGGACCAACCCUGUGGAACAUAGUGUAUGACGGGGUACUAAAUUGCAGAUUCCCGGAAGGAGUUAAUGCAGUAGCUUUCGCCGAUGAUUUAGCUCUCACGGUAUGUGCAAAUACAAAAUACAACCUCAUCCAUAAAGCAGAAGUAGCCCUUGAUAUGGUAGAGAUCUGGAUGGAAAAACAUAAGCUUACCCUAGCAAAACACAAAACCGAGAUGAUAGUUCUAAAAGGCCCCAAGAAAAAAACAAACCUCAUAGUACGCAUGACAGACACAGAAAUAAGACCUACAAAACACGUUAAAUACCUGGGAAUAACUUUAAGCGAAAAAGGAAAGUAUGGAGAACACCUGAAAAAAAUCACCAGAAAAGCAGAACAGCGAAUUACAAGCCUGUCUCGCAUUAUGCCAAAUCUAGGAGGCCCAAGCAGCAUGAGAAGAAAGAUUCUUCACGGCGUGGUCCAAUCCACCAUACUGUAUGGCGCACAGAUAUGGCAUCAGAUGCUCCAUAUAAAAUACUAUAA
This is a messenger RNA of Psylliodes chrysocephalus, 4608 nucleotides long. Lineage: Eukaryota; Metazoa; Arthropoda; Insecta; Coleoptera; Chrysomelidae. The record is from the annotation of a GenBank genome assembly.